UUCGGCAUGGAGGCGGCGGCGGCGGCGGCAGCUGAGGCGAGCAGCCUUCUGAGGAGUCGGCGGCGGCGGCGGUGUCGUCGUCGGCGCUGCUAGUGUCGCGAGGCCGGAGGGAGCGCGAGGGCGGCGUUGGCGUUGGCGGCAGCCUGCGCGAGGCUCGGGGUCGGGGAGGGAGGGAGCGGGCAGCCUCUGGGCGGCGCCAGGACGAAGCCCCGGGGGAGGCCCCGGCCGGUGAGUGCGGCGGAGGCAGCGCCCGCCAUGGACUGAGGGAGACGCGAUGGGCAACAAGGAGUCCCGCAUCGGCUUCCUCACCUACGACGAGGCCCUGCGGAGGGUUACAGAUGUAGAACUGAAGCGGCUGAAAGAUGCCUUCAAGAGGACCUGCGGACUCUCAUAUUACAUGAGCCAGCAGUGCUUCGUUCGGGAAGUGCUUGGGGAUGGAGUUCCUCCAAAAGUUGCCGAGGUCAUAUAUUGCUCUUUCGGUGGCACGUCCAAAGGACUACAUUUCAACAAUCUGAUAGUAGGCUUAGUCCUGCUAACGAGGGGCAGAGAUGAAGAGAAAGCAAAAUACAUUUUCAGCCUGUUUUCAAAUGAAUCCGGGAGCUAUGUCGUCCGUGAAGAGAUGGAAAGGAUGCUUCAUGUGGUCGAUGGGAAAGUCCCGGAAAGCCUCAAGAAAUGCUUCUCGGAGGGUGAAAAGGUAAACUUUGAGAAAUUCAAAACCUGGCUGUGGCAAAAUAAAGAGGCCUUCACGUUUUCCCGCUGGCUGCUCUCAGGGGGAGUGUAUGUCACGCUUACGGAUGACAGCGACACCCCGACUUUUUAUCAGACCCUUGCUGGAGUCACACACUUGGAAGAAUCCGAUAUCAUUGAUCUUGAAAAACGGUAUUGGCUUCUGAAAGCUCAAUCAAGGACAGGACGUUUUGAUCUGGAAACAUUUGGUCCUUUGGUUUCCCCUCCCAUUCAUCCAUCUCUGGGUGAAGGUCUUUUUAAUGCCUUUGAUGAAAAUCGUGACAAUCACAUUGACUUCAAAGAAAUCUCCUGCGGACUCUCAGCCUGCUGCAGGGGACCGCUGGCUGAAAGGCAGAAAUUUUGCUUCAAGGUUUUUGACAUUGACCGAGACGGGAUUUUGUCUCGCGUUGAACUUGAAGACAUGGUGGUUGCCCUUUUGGAAGUCUGGAAAGAUAACCGUACAGAUGACAUUCCUGAGCUGCACAUGAAUCUUCCGGACAUAGUAGAAGCUGUUUUGAAGGCACAUGACACUACCAAGCUCGGCCACCUUACUCUGGAAGACUACCAAAUCUGGAGUGUGAAGAGUGCUCUUGCCAAUGAAUUUCUGAAUCUCCUUUUCCAGGUGUGCCAUAUAGUCUUAGGUCUAAGGCCUGCCACUCCAGAAGAGGAAGGACAAAUCAUCAGGGGCUGGUUAGAACGAGAAAGUAGAUAUGGCCUUCAGCAAGGACACAACUGGUUUCUUAUUGCGAUGCCUUGGUGGCAGCAGUGGAAAGAAUAUGUCAACUACGAUGCUAGCCCUGUUGUGAUCGAACCUUCGUCUGUCUUAAGCAGAGGUAAGAACUCGCUCCCGGGUGCUGCAGCCCAUGCGCCAGAGCAGGGAGAAGACAAAACAGGCCGUUUAAAUUACUUCAGUGCCACAGAAGAAAAGUUUUCAGAUAGCAUUUCUACUGCAUCAGAAGCCUCAGAGACUGCUAGCAAUUUCCUUUACACCCUGCCUCCUAGUGCCGAGAUAUGCUUUUCCCGUCAGCUUAACUCUUCGGACAACAACAAUCAGUGCCUGCUUGGAUCCAAUGGGAACAUUUUGCUGCAGCUCAAUCCACAGCGGCCUGGAGCGAUUGAUAACCAGCCCCUCGUAACGCAAGACCCAACAAAGGCUCCAUCGUUGACUCUGGAAGGCGGUCGUUUAAAGCAGUCUCCUCAGUUAAUUCAAGGGAAGAGUUAUGAAAUGGUCCCAGAACCAGUAUGGAGGGCUCUUUACCAUUGGUACGGCGCAAACCUGUCUUUGCCGAGACCAGUGAUCAGAAACAACGACACCAACCUGCCUGAGUUGGAGCUCUUCCCGCGCUACCUGCUCUUCCUGAGGCAGCAGCCUGCCACCCGGACGCAGCAGUCCAACAUCUGGGUGAACAUGGGUAUGAUGAGCCUGAGGAUGUUUCCUCAACAUUUGCCGAGAGGGAAUGUCCCAUCUCCCAGCGCUCCCUUAAAGAGGGUCCUGGCCUACACUGGCUGCUUUAGCCGCAUGCAGACGAUUAAGGAGAUCCAUGAGUAUCUGUCACAGCGGCUACGGAUAAAAGAGGAGGACAUGCGCUUGUGGCUCUACAACAGCGAGAACUACCUUACUCUUCUGGACGAUGAGGACCACACGUUGGAAUACCUGAGCAUCCAAGAUGAGCAGCACUUAAUAAUAGAAGUUCGAAACAAAGACAUGAGCUGGCCAGAGGAGAUGUCCUUUAUAGCAAACAGCAGUAAAAUAGACAGGCAUAAGGUUCCAACGGAAAAGGGGGCGACUGGCUUGAGCAACCUGGGGAACACCUGCUUCAUGAACUCCAGCAUCCAGUGUGUCAGCAACACGCAGCCUCUCACCCAGUAUUUCAUCUCUGGCAGACAUCUCUACGAGCUCAACAGGACAAAUCCAAUAGGAAUGAAGGGACAUAUGGCCAAAUGCUACGGGGAUUUGAUUCAAGAGCUGUGGAGCGGGACACAAAAGAACAUUGCUCCUUUAAAGUUACGGUGGACGAUAGCUAAAUACGCUCCCAGAUUUAAUGGCUUCCAGCAGCAAGACUCUCAGGAGCUCUUGGCUUUUCUUCUGGAUGGUCUCCAUGAGGACCUGAACCGAGUGCACGAUAAGCCGUAUGUUGAACUGAAAGACAGUGACGGCCGGCCGGAUUGGGAGGUGGCAGCGGAGGCCUGGGAGAACCACCUGAGGAGGAACCGCUCAAUAGUGGUGGACUUGUUCCAUGGGCAGCUGAGGUCCCAAGUGAAGUGCAAGACCUGUGGGCACAUCAGCGUCCGCUUUGACCCUUUCAAUUUUUUAUCUUUGCCCCUCCCAAUGGACAGCUACAUGCAUGUUGAAAUCAUAGUAACUAAGCUAGAUGGGACAACUCCCAUUCGAUACGGACUGAGGCUGAACAUGGACGAGAAAUACACUGGCCUGAAAAAGCACCUCAGCGAACUUUGUGCCAUGAAGCCAGAGCAGAUCCUCCUUGCAGAGGUGCACAGCUCCAACAUAAAGAACUUUCCUCAAGACAACCAGAAAGUCCGUCUCUCGGCAAGCGCAUCCCUGUGUGCAUUUGAGGUACCAAUCCCUGGAUCCCCCACGUCAGCUACUCCAAGCCCUGUGCAAACAGAGUUCUGCAGCGUGCCGUCAGCCAACGGGAUGAUCAACGUACUGAUGAAUGGCGAUCUUCCCAGGCCAACCCUGAUCCCGAAUGGGAUGCCAAACACAGUGGUGCCAUGCAGGAUGGAAAACGGCUUCUCCAAUGGGAUGGUGAAUGGCCAUGUGACCUCUCCCUCCGACAGCCCCUUCAUAGGCUACAUCAUUGCUGUCCACAGGAAAAUGAUGAGGAUGGACAAGUACUUCCUUUCAUCUCAGAAGAACCGGCCGAGCCUCUUUGGAAUGCCACUGAUAGUUCCGUGCACCGUUCAUACGCGGAAGAAAGACUUGUAUGAUGCGGUCUGGAUCCAGGUAUCCCGGCUGGCAAGUCCCCUCCCUCCCCAAGAAGCCAGUAACCACGCACAGGACUGUGAUGACAGCAUGGGAUACCAAUACCCUUUCACCCUACGAGUGGUCCAGAAGGACGGCAAUUCGUGUGCUUGGUGCCCCUGGUACAGGUUUUGCCAUGGCUGUAAAAUCGACUGCACUGAAGAGAGAGCUCACAUGGGGAAUGCCAACAUCGCUGUUGACUGGGAUCCCACGGCACUUCAUCUCCGCUACCAGACGUCACAGGAACGGAUGGCCGAGGAGCACAGGAGCGUGGAGCAAAGCCGGCGCGCUCAGGCUGAGCCAAUCAACCUGGACAGUUGCCUCCGGGCCUUCACCAGCGAGGAGGAACUAGGUGAAGAUGAGAUGUACUACUGUUCCAAGUGCAAAACUCACUGCUUGGCCACCAAGAAGCUAGACCUGUGGAGGCUUCCCCCUAUCCUGAUAAUCCACUUGAAGCGUUUCCAGUUUGUCAAUGGCCGCUGGAUAAAAUCCCAAAAGAUCGUCAAGUUUCCCCGAGAGAGCUUCAACCCGAGUGCCUUCCUGGUGCCAAGAGAUCCAAGUUGCUGGCUGCAGAAGCCGCUGACUCCCCAGGUUGACGAUCCCUCUGAGACCCAGAUUCCGCAAGACGAGUGUCUGAGGAUGGAGGUGCAGAGCGUCCCAGUGGCCGGGGAGGGCGAUGUGCUAACCAGGAGCCCCUCUUCCCUCAACACUUCUGGCGUCUUAAAUAAUAUCAAAGCGUCUCCAUCUUCCGGGCGGAAGUGUGCAACUGGCUGCCCAUCGAGUAAAAACGUUAGUCCAACUGGUAGCCCCAGGACUUUGGGAAGAAGCAAGGGGCGGCUCCGGCUCCCCCAGCUGUGUAAAAACAAACUGUCCAGCAGCAAAGAGAACUUGGACAUGACCCGAGAGAACGGUACAGACCUGGACCCUAAGGUCACCCCCGACCAAGGAGAUGGCUUCAGCCGAGGGCAUGCUUUGGGGGGUAGCCAGGGCGAGCUCUUUGCCGCUCAGGACAGCAGCGAGGUGACUUUAGCCAAUGGAUACUUGUGCAAGCAAAACUCCCACAGCAACGGCAGCAUCAACGGGGAGGAGGAGAUGGUGGUUGACCAAAGAGGAGAGAUCUGUGUUAACCCCAUCUACAGCCUAUAUGCAAUUUCGUGCCAUUCAGGAAUUAUGGGAGGAGGUCAUUACGUCACUUACGCCAAAAACCCCAACAGCAAGUGGUACUGUUACAAUGACAGCAGCUGUAAGGAAUUGCAUCCUGAUGAAAUCGACACGGACUCCGCCUACAUCCUUUUCUACGAGCAGCAAGGAGUGGACUAUGCACAAUUUCUGCCAAAGAUAGACGGCAAGAACAUGGCAGACACGAGCAGCAUGGACGAAGACUUUGAGUCCGACUACAAGAAGUACUGCGUGCUGCAGUGAGCGCAAGCCAGGGGAGGUGCCGCGGACCGCUGUGAGGAAGCGCCCUUGAAAAGUCGCCUCCCGUUUGGCAAAAAAAAGAAAAAAAAAGUGGUUUUUAGCAGAGCGGAAGAGCUAAACGUAGUUUUUAUUUUUUUAUUUUCCUCUCAUGAUCUGAAAGCACAACUAGAAGAAAAGAGAAAGAAAGAACCCCUAAUUACAUAGCAGCUCACAGGUUGAGAUAGCUUCGGGUUUUUUUGUGUUUUUGUUCAGAUCUCUCCAUACACAUUGGGCGGGGAGAGGGGGGGGGAAUAGCACCCAUUGGUUGGAUUUCCUUUUUUUUACCUUUGGCUUUUAAACUGGUUUGAUGUAAGCAAACUAGGACCAAGAAAGCUUAAGUUGUAAGUAGCCCAAAUAAAAGCUGGCCCAGAGUAAUAGAAAGGUGUUUGCUUCCCUCCCCCCAUUUUUAAAACAAAAACAAAUUACCCAUAGAAAGAAGAAGAAGAAAACCAACCCUUUUGGAUGCUCUCUUCAGAUUUAAGACGAUUGAACUUGUAGUGUUGUCUGUAGACAACAUGAAUUUGCUACCUCCUUUUUCUGAAGUUUUUUUCCAUUUUUUUUAGUGGCAAGAUAAGGAAAGCCCAGGAUAGGCGACCUGCACAGAGGAGCAAACAUCAUGGCUUAGGGAAUUUCCUGCCUUUUCCGUUCUUAACCCCACUGGUCUCAGUUUGGUUUGUUUCUUGGCUUUUGGCUAUGUCAGUUCCACCCUAUUGGAUGGGUGAAUUUCUCCUGUGCUUUCAGCCGUGUGCUGUCAGAAUGGCUUGGAGGGGAAUUUCUCCUGUCCCCUCUGUGAUUUUGUGGCUGAUAUCAUGCCAUCCUACUCAUGAAAAAGUGGGGAGAGAACAGGGGGAUUAUUUGGCAUCCAUCCCCAGUCUGAAGGCAGGAGGCCCUUAGCUUUUCCUGGCAUCAGUGUGUGAGCUGCCCUCCUGCCUUAUGUGAAAGUUUGAACAUGCAUAUGGGCCCACUAGUGCCCCAUCUUAGAAUCUACGUCACACAGAAGUUUGCUCCUAAGAUCUCAGGCCUGGUGCAGACAUAACACUAGUAAACUAGUAACUAUGGUUGAGAUUCCAGGAGGGGAACGUGGGAUGCUAAACUAACAAAUCUCUAAAUCUUGGUUGAGAUGGGAACGCUGCAAUGUUUACCCAUGUGCUUGUGGAAUUUAUGUUGGGCAAGGGGUGAGUGGAGAGGGGAAUGAGAGGUUGCUCUGCCCCCAUCUUCCAACCUCUCCACCAUGGUUAAGAGUUCACAGGCAUUUCUUCUGCUCUGGCCUUUAGACCCUAGAAAAUUGCCCCCCAGAUUCAAGUUUGUGAGCAGUGUGAAAUAGUUGUGUGUGUGUUGUGUUUUUAAUUAAAUUGCACUUUAAAUGAAAGGAAAGGAUAAUUAAAACUCAGACAUAAGUUAAUUUUAUUACUGCCAAGUGUUUUUGGAGUGAAGGAUGAGGUCACCUCUUUUGCUUAAAGAGCAAGAAAUCCUGCUUGGGUAGCUAUUACGGUUUUAAUAUUGAAGUUUAUCCAAUCUGCAAGCAAACCUAGGCAUGCUUCCCUGCUCCAUCCCAUGACCUGGAAAGAAAAAUAGUGCCCCAUUUCUUCCUGUAAUAAGGUUGGCAUUAAUUUACAACUUUUGAAAGCCAAGUCUGUUGUCCCACCAAUGGAGUUCAUUUGUAGGAAGAGUUGCAAAAAAAGAGAUCUGCAUCAGAACGCCUUUUCGUCCAGAAAUAUCUGUGAAGAAAGGUGCUUGAAUCAGAAGUAAGACCUUUAGUAAUUGGUCCCCUAGUCUGGGAGCCCAAGUGACUCUGCCAUUAUCUUCAUCUGAAUUCUCUUGCUCUUCCAAAGCACCCCUCUAAAGAACAUUGUUGAAUAAGAUAACUCAUGAACUUAAAACAGGGUUGUAACUCCUUAAUUUGUUGGAAUAAGCAGGCAGUGUCAGGGUUUGGGUGUUAAUUUAUAAACUGGAACAACAACAAAAAGCCUAGCUUUUGCUGAACUGCUGAACUUGUGUUUGGCCUGUACCACUUCAAAUUUCAAGCAGGGACUCUGAUGACUGAAUGGCUCCUGUGGACAAAACAAACGCACUUGGAAAAGUUGCAGGUCAGGGAGAAAGCUAAACAAACACAUUUGUCCCUGAAAAGCUAGAUUUCGAAGUAGAGGAUUUUUUAAUUUUAUUUUUCCAUCGAGUUAUAUUCAGUCAUCUGAGCAGCCUAGACACAAUUCAGUGGGAACUUGGCCAAAAGUCGCAUUAUUUAUUUGCAAGAUGCUUUUCUACCUGCCACUCCUACCAUGAAACAGAAUCAUUUAGCUUAAUCACUAUCAAGGCACAGCUUUUGCUUCCCUGUCUCCUCUUUGAUUGAGCUUUCAGGGUUUAGAAACUUUUUUUUUGAAGUUGCUUUUCUUGAGCCCGUGCAACUUUCCGACAGAUACAGUGUGGGGCUGCUAGCUGCGUCCCUGCAUGCACUUGCGGGGGGGGGGAUGUUUUGAGACCGUCUGAAAUCUUUAUGACCAGGAGUAGGGAACCUGUGGCCCUUGGCUCCGUAUCAGCCCUGAACAUUGGCCAUGCUGGCUGAUGGGGGUCGGGGUCCGGAAACACCUGGAAGGGCCAUAGGUUCCCCACCCCAUGUCAAUAUCACAUGUCAAGUCAUGUGGUGGCGCUGGCAUUUCACAUAGGGUCCUGUCCUACACACUGACAUGUUUGUGGGAUGCCUUGACACCUCUGCCAACCAGGAUCAGGGGAGAUGGCAUGAAUUCAUGACUCAUGGCUACAACCUCUGUAUAGAGUCAGGGACAUCCUCCACCUUAGGAGCUCUGGCAGUGGGCGAGUAUCUGACUUGACUCUUUGGAAAGUCCAUUUCUUUAGAAGCUAAAUUUGGCCCUUGUUCAGGCGUUGAUCUUUUUGAUGGACACCAUUCCUCAGUCCAGUAAUUUCUAACAAUUAGGUUUAAGCUUUGCCAAAGGUGGGGUGGGGCGAUUAUUGAGCACCCGGUAAUAACACUUUGAUGGCUUGGGUAGGUGCUGCCCCUGCUGGUAAUGUUCACAGGGUAUUGCUCCUAAAUUUAUUUUCCGCAGGGCAGUGAGGUUGGAGAAAACCAAGCCUUCCAAACUGGCGGAGUUUCUGGAUUCAAGACUAUUUUGAGACACCCCAAUCUGUUUUUCCUUUUACAAACUCCUCCGAACUCGUCUUCAGAUUAACUUUCCUUUCAGAACUUCUCUUGUCACUGAAACGAUCUACUAAUGCCAUUUUAAAAAUCUGCCAUGCUUUGUUACAUCGAUUCUUAAUUAUUAUUUUUAAGGAGAAACAAAAAUUAAAUUAAUUCCUAAAUUUAACAGGGAAAUUUAUUAAGUUAACUCUUAACCACAUUCACUUUGUAAAUUAUUGUAUAAAAACUUAUUGACAAUGCACUGAAUUUAGAAAGACCAUGUACAUAAGUACUGUGUAAAUAAUAAAAAAGUAUUAAUGUAUUGGAAUAUGAACUGUAUAAAAAAAAAGUCCAAGUAACUGUAUAUGGAGUGAACUUGUUUAUCUGUAACUAUAUUAUUCAAACAAAUUAAAUACUGUGGAUGCAA
This is a messenger RNA of Podarcis muralis (Common wall lizard), 8724 nucleotides long. It is a transcript of the gene USP32, whose product is annotated as ubiquitin specific peptidase 32. The record is from RefSeq and is a predicted model, not a curated record. Gene Ontology annotation, molecular function: calcium ion binding; cysteine-type deubiquitinase activity. Lineage: Eukaryota; Metazoa; Chordata; Lepidosauria; Squamata; Lacertidae. Gene Ontology annotation, cellular component: Golgi apparatus. Gene Ontology annotation, biological process: protein deubiquitination.